Messenger RNA from Aspergillus pseudonomiae, 876 nucleotides. RefSeq lists its product as uncharacterized. The transcript is spliced from 2 exons. The record is from RefSeq and is a predicted model, not a curated record. The coding region runs from base 1 to 876 and encodes 291 amino acids. NCBI's taxonomy places the organism in Eukaryota, Fungi, Ascomycota, Eurotiomycetes, Eurotiales, Aspergillaceae.
AUGGCUAGUCUACAGAUUCCCGACGAAGCGUUAGUAACCAUUAAAGACAAAGUCAUUUUGAUUACAGGCGGUUCCUCAGGCAUCGGUAGAGCGACAGCGGAAUUAUGCCUCCAGCUAGGAGCAAAAGUUGUCAUCGGAGACCUCAACCCCGCUCCAGAUGACCUGUCGAGCAUCAAGAACCUGAAAUUCAUAAAAGCGGACACCACCUCCUGGGACAGCCUGCGAAACCUGUUCAACCAAGCUGUAGAAGCAUUCGGGCGAAUAGACCACGUCUUCGCCAACGCCGGUAUUGGGCCGAAGACGGAUUUCCUAGAUGAAUCGCUCGAUGAAAACGGCGAGCUCGCACCCCCAGAUAUGCAGGUACUCAACGUCAACUUGAAUGGGGUGAUAUACACGACCAGAUUGGCCGUUCAUUAUUUUAGGAAGUUCGCAGGCCAGCAUGACGGGGUAGUCCCUGGAAGUAUUGUCCUCACAGCUUCCGCGUCGUCAUUCCAGGCCUUUGGCGGUCUGGAUUACGCCACGGCUAAGCAUGGUGUCUUGGGCCUGACGCGUGGCUUGGUCGGUCGACUGCCCCCGAGUGUCAGGGUGAACGCCAUUGCCCCGUCGUGGACGGUAACUGGUCUUGUUUCUGCUGAUAUCCUUGCGUCAUUGGGCGUGAUUGCGCAAGGCCCGGAGGUCGUGGCGAGAAGCGUGGUGCUUCUUUUUACUGACUCGGAGAGGAAUGGUCAUUUAAUCUACAGUUGGGAGGGCAAAUAUAAGGAGAUUGACAAGGCGGAGGGAGGGCUCCUCAGUGCGGCAAAAGACAUAAUUGGGAUCCCUGUUACUGAGGGGGAAGUCUUCCAGAAAAUGGAGGGACGCUCAAGCAAUGGGACGUAG